AUGAUGGAUAGUGACACUUGUUUAUCUGGUUUUUUUGAGGAGUGUGAAUUUGGCGAAACUCAGGACCUUGCCUGCUCCGAUGACCUCUUUAGUAUUUUCGAGACUUUAGAAGGUGUUUUGGCGUUUCCUCCAUUAGAUGAAACUGUUUUGGGCUCCAAAGAAGGUGAUCAAGAGACGAGGACACGGUUAGUUUCACAGAAAUCUACGUCUUCAAGUGCUUUUCAGGAGUCUGAGACAGAGCCUGAAGCUUCACCACAUUCCAAGAGACAGAAGCUCACCGGAGCCACCUUGGACCAGCGACACAAAAUUUCUCACAUAACGGUGGAGAGGAAUCGGAGGAAGCAGAUGAAUGAGCAUUUGUCAGUCUUGAGAUCCCUAAUGCCUUGCUUCUAUGUCAAAAGAGGAGAUCAAGCUUCGAUAAUAGGAGGGGUUGUGGAUUAUAUCAAAGAAUUGCAGCAGGUUCUACAGUCAUUGGAAGCGAAGAAGCAACGCAAAGUUUACAGUGAAGUUCUAAGUCCUAGGGUUGUUUCAAGUCCAAGACCCUCACCACCAGUACUCAGCCCUAGAAAACCACCUGUAAGCCCAAGAGUGAGCUUACCGCCAGUGAGCCCAAGAACCCCACAACCAAGUAGCCCUUACAAGCCUAGGCUGCAUCAGCAAGGUUACCUCUCUCCCACCAAAUUAGUUACUUCACUCGAACAGUCUUCUUCUUCCUCCACUUCCUCCAUUGAUCAUAAUAUUAAUGAACUCGUGGCUAAUUCAAAAUCAACAAUUGCUGAUGUGGAGGUGAAGUUCACUGGCCCUAAUGUCCUCCUAAAAACUAUAUCUCCUCGGAUUCCUGGGCAAGCCACGAAGAUAAUUUCCGCACUCGAAGACCUCUCACUUGAAAUCCUCCAUGUGAGCAUUAGCACCAUUGACGAAACUAUGCUCAAUUCAUUCACCAUCAAGAUUGGAAUUGAAUGCCAACUUAGUGCUGAAGAACUAGCUCACCGAAUUCAGCAAACGUUCUUCUAAGUUUACUAAAGCUUAUUUGUUUCAGUCCAAACCCUAACACUCUCUUUCGAUCUCCAUCUCUUCCUUCUGAAGCUGUAGUAAUAAAAGAGAAUGUGGUGAGGCAUUUACCA
Cornus florida is the source of this 1124-nucleotide messenger RNA. RefSeq names its product transcription factor SPEECHLESS. Bases 1 to 1014 code for a protein of 337 amino acids. Gene Ontology annotation, cellular component: nucleus. The record is from RefSeq and is a predicted model, not a curated record. Lineage: Eukaryota; Viridiplantae; Streptophyta; Magnoliopsida; Cornales; Cornaceae. The transcript has 3 exons. Gene Ontology annotation, molecular function: DNA-binding transcription factor activity; protein dimerization activity. Gene Ontology annotation, biological process: positive regulation of DNA-templated transcription; guard cell differentiation; stomatal complex development.